Molecule: messenger RNA, 7273 nt
Organism: Patella vulgata (common limpet)
Lineage: Eukaryota; Metazoa; Mollusca; Gastropoda; Patellidae
Product: arf-GAP with GTPase, ANK repeat and PH domain-containing protein 1
Exons: 24
Coding region: 113-2959 (948 amino acids)
Cellular component (GO): nucleus
Molecular function (GO): GTP binding; GTPase activator activity; protein binding
Source: RefSeq, a predicted model, not a curated record
CAUUUUGAUGAAAGCAAACUGGGAUACUGCAAGAAAACCUAUUUUGGAUUAUUAUAAUAUUUAACAAAAAAUGAGUGUGUCGACGGGAAAAUGAUUUUAAGGAUUAACGAAAAUGAACUCUCGCAGCCCAAUGCAGCAAUAUUGGAGCAAUUCACUCGCGAUACGGCAGGAGAUACAACGCUUUGAAAGUGUUCACCCGAGCAUUUAUGCCAUUUAUGAUCUGAUUGAGGCCAUCCCCGAUCCCCUCAUCCAACAACAAAUUCGAGAACACGUCGUCUGCAUCGAAGAUUCAUUUGUGAACAGUCAAGAAUGGACAAUCAGUCGAUCUGUACCGGAUAUCAAACUGGGUAUACUGGGAAGUGUAAACAGUGGAAAGUCAGCGUUAGUCCACCGUUAUUUAACUGGAUCAUAUAUGCAGGAAGAAUCUCCAGAAGGAGGGAGAUUCAAGAAGGAAGUUACAUACGAUGGUGGGAGUUACCUUCUCUUGAUCAGAGAUGAAGGUGGGUCACCAGAAAUGCAGUUUGUUCAUUGGGUAGAUGCUGUAGUAUUUGUGUUUAGUCUGGAGAAUGAAAUGAGUUUUCAAGCUGUCUAUAGUUAUUAUGCUAAAAUGGCACAUUAUAGAAAUGCUGCAGAAAUUCCACUUAUUUUAGUCGGUACUCAAGAUGCUAUAAGUGAGAGUAAUCCAAGGGUUAUUGAUGAUACAAGAGCACGAAAACUAGCCAAUGAUUUAAAACGAUGUUCAUAUUAUGAAACAUGUGCUACUUAUGGUUUAAAUGUGGAGAGGGUCUUUCAAGAUGCGUGCCAAAGGAUAGUUCAAACGAAAUUCCCUCACAUUCCCCCAAUGCUCAGUACUGUUGUUCCAAGCACUCCAAAUCAUUCACAGAGGUUUGGUACCAGUAAACCAUAUGAUAGUCACAGUACCAGCAGCCAAUCAACCUCUAGUUCUGGUACCUUGACAACCAAUAAUCCAGCACUACGUGAUCAACAACAGCAGGAACAGCCAAGAAUAUCGAGGGAAAAAGAGUCACGAGAAUCGAAAACUGAAAAAUCUGAAAGAAAGAAAAAAGAACAGCCCCCUUCCCCACCAUCAUUUCCCCCACCCCAGCAACCAGAGCCCCCAGAACCACAGGACGAUAGAGUAAAUUUUAGGGAUCCUGCAGUCACAACACCUGUUACUCCUCGAAAAAAUAAAAAAACUUCUGUUAUCCAGAAAUCUAAUUCUUUCAGCGGCCCCGGUAGUGACCUUAGAUACAACCACCCAACAGCUCAUUUACAAAACUGGAAAAAUAAACAACUAUUCAAACCUUUUAACUUAAGUGAAAAGGUGGAUAGAUACAUGAUGGAAUUACAAAUUCAUGAUACUAGUCCCUUUACACCUCUUCUCACUCGUAUGACGCGAGUUCGUUCCAGUCUCGUUCUUGAUCAGCCAGACUCAAAAGAUUUGCCUACACCAAGCAGCACUCCUACUCAGAAUCGUAAAAACCGGCGGCGUUCUAAUCUUUUUAAUCCUAAAAAAGAUGAUGAAAAAGACAAAACUGGUGAAGGUGAAAAAUUUGGAAGUGGACGAUGUAUUCCUUUAAAACAGGGUUAUUUAUAUAAGAAAAGUCAUGGUUUAAAUAAAGAAUGGAAGAAAAAAUAUGUUACGUUAGAAACUGAUGGAAGAAUUACAUAUCAUCCUAGUUUACAUGAUUAUAUGGAAGAUGUUCAUGGGAAGGAAAUUCCAUUAAUACGAACAACGGUUAAAGUUCCUGGUCAGAGACCAAGAGCUUGUCGAACUGUGUCUAAAGGGAAGGAAGUGAAUGGAAAUGUUACCGGUAAGGGAGGUAAUGGAACUACAUCAUUAGCUGAUAAAUCGUUAGUUAUACAAAAUUCUUCUGUCACACCAGCUAAUUUGGAUUCUGUGCCGUCUUCACCACUGCCUAAAUUAGGUAUAAACAGUUCUUCAAUGGGUUCUAAAAAUGAAACUCCAAAUGCAAGAAAACGGCAUCGUAGAGCAAAGAGUGGUGGUGUUAAAAAUACUGAUCCUAGUCAAGGAGAUGAUUCUGAUGGUUAUGAGUUUGUGAUAGUAUCAUUAGACAGUAAACAAUGGCAUUUUGAAGCAAACAGUGGUGAGGAGAGAAAUUGUUGGGUUGAAAGUAUUGAAGAACAAAUACUGACUAGUCUACAAUCUAUAGAAAGCAGUAAAUCAAAAGAAAAUCCAACAACAAUAAGCGAUGCAUCUGGAAUCGCUACAAUACGUAAUGUCAGGGGAAAUAAUAUUUGUGCUGAUUGUUCGGCAGCCAAUCCGGACUGGUCUAGUAUUAAUCUGGGUAUUUUAAUCUGUAUAGAGUGUUCAGGUAUUCAUCGUAAUCUGGGAACACAUAUAUCUAGAGUUCGAUCACUUGAUCUCGAUGAAUGGCCACCUGAUAUAAGUAAAGUAAUGACAGCUAUAGGUAAUACAGUAGCUAAUAGUGUCUGGGAAAAUAACAUCAAAAAUUUUACAAAACCAACCCCACAAACAACAAGGGAAGAAAAAGAAAAGUUUAUACGAGCAAAAUAUGAACAUAAAGAAUUUGUACCUCCUUUACCUUAUGUAGAUAUCCCUGUUAAUCAGCAAUUGAUAGAUGCAUUAGUAAGAGAAGAUAUUAGAAAUAUAGUUAUUAUUCUCGGUCAUGCCGUAGCUGAAGAUAUCAACGCCCCCUAUUCUAAAGAUGACGGUAGAACAGCAUUACAUAUUGCUGCAGCUUUAGGAAAUGUUGUUUUUGUUCAGCUUUUAUUAUGGUACAAUGCUAAUGUUAAAGUUGUGGAUCAUGAAGGAAGAAAUGCAUUGUGGUAUGCGCGAAGUUCUGGAUCAGGUGACUGUAUGGACUUACUAGCGAAUAAUGGCUGCCCUGAACAUCCUACAUUACCUAGGAGACGGGGGAGUGUUCAGCCAAAUAAGACAGACGUUUUUGACAAAUUACCUGCCAGUGUUAUAUAGCGCGAUUAGAAAUUAGAUAUUGUCAUGGAAAUUAAAGAAACAAAAAGAAUCGCUGUUGUCAUGGCAAAGCGUUACUUAUACAAACCUUUCAGGUUGUCAAUCAUGUGAUCUCGGGAUGUUACUAUGGCAACAAGGACUUCCUGGUUACAGUGGAAAGGUUACCCCCCUGAUGUUACUUGUGCUUAGAUCUGCCUCAUUAUAGUUGUUGCAUGUUUCCUGUUAUUGCCAUUAUGCAGACGUCAUUUAUUAAAAAAAAAAAAUGUCAGAUUCAAAAUAUGAAAAAAAAAUUCUUAGAUGGUUGAAGAAAUAUGAAGGGUUGAUGUUCGAUUGUGAAUGGUGUUUUACACAAUGCUAUUUACUGUUGCGUACAUUACCAUCAACUAAUGACAGAUUUGAGUUGUCACCAUUGUUACAUGAAGAAUGUAGUUAUGAAAGUACAAACUUGUGUGGUGGAAGAAGUUUUUAAACUUUUUUUUUAAAAAUCAGUUUGAGUUUUUUCGUGGUGAAAUCAAGAACAUGACAACGUGAGGAAGUGUUGGUGCCAUGUUUUUUGAUGUCCGAUUUUAACUUUAAAGCUUCAAAAUAAUGAUGACAUUUUGUUUUCGAUGAAAAUUGGAUCAUUCAGUUUUUGUGCCAUGUUGGAACAUUAUUAAAAACUUACAAUGAUUUUAGGUUAAUUAAAGGGACAUAACUUAAAGAACUUACAAUAAGAAAAUAAUAGAUAGUGCAUAUGAUCCUAUAUAUAUAUAUAUAUAUAGUCAUAUCCUGUAGAAGUAUUACAAACAAGUGUGAUAUAAAUAUGGUUAUUGGUUCAUUAUAGUUUCAAUUAGUGUCAACAUUAUGGUUGAAAACAAGAACUGAUGUGCCUUGAUAACGCAUCAGUUGACUAUUAUGAAGCAUGAUGGCUGCUCCCUUGUAGCUCAGAUAAUUUCAGUUAUUUUUUACAGUUUAAAUUGUGUUUAAUCCUUGGAUUUUAUGAUUAAUGUCUUUCUGUGGAACGAGAGACCUCUGAACAUUCUACCUAGAAAUGUUCUAAACUAAAUUAAAAACUCAUCUAUUUAUGGCACCUAGACUGUGUAGCACCUUGAGAAUGCAUACUAGCAUGGUACUGCACAGUAUAAAUAUCCAUAUUAUUAUUAUUAAUAUUACUACUACAUUAUACUAAAUGUACAAAUUAUACAGUUUAUACAAAAUAUUUUCUUACAGAUAUUUCCUUAAUGUCAUAUUUAAUUUUAGAACAGUGAAAUAUUUUUCGUAGUAAUUAAAUAUGGCAGAUUUGGGAUCCGAUAGUUGAAGUAGUCAUAGAUGUAUGACAAUAGAAAAUCUUUAAAAGACUAAUUAGUAAUACUAAACAUACAAAAAAUCUGGGUUAUUCACAACAUUUGAAAGUCUUAAAAACAUUCUUUUUGGUUGACAUGAAAAUUUAAAUUAUAAUUUAAGUAUUUAAUUGAAGAUAAGAUAAAAGAGUUAAUGACCAUAUUUAUAUUAUAUGAUGUAUUGUUGUGUUUUACAGCCGGUAUAUAUAAUCUAUUACACACAGACCCUGUAUAUCAUAUCAUUAUGUUGUUAUAUAAUACCUACAUGGACUGGAUCAAAUACUUGGACUAUUAUAUACUAGUUAUAGUUAUAUAUUCUAAUUUCUUCUCGUCUUGCUACCAGGCUCUAAUUAGGUACAUGGCACAUGUAGCCUAGUUGAAAUUAAUAGUUAAAUGUACAUACACUGGUAUAGUAGUAAGAAAAAAGAAUGUUAAACACAUUUGUUGAAUUGAAUAGAAUACAGAUAUUUGGGCAUGGUGACUAUAGUUAGAUUUAUUUGAAAUCGUAGAUAAGAUAUGUGCAAUAUUUUAGUGAAUGUCCAAGUUUUAAAUCCAGUCCAUGUUAAUUGUAAUUUACGUUAUUAUUUAUAAACUGUGUACAAUUAUAAAUGUAAAGUUGUAUAAAGUGAGGAAAAUAAGUGAAGAAAAUGAUAUAAACAUGUAAUAUGUCUUGGUUGAACCACAGAUAAUAAUUACUUCAUUUAUACUAAUAGUAAUUUUAAUGCUCUAAAUUCCUAACCUAUUUUAUGCCGACUACAAAAUGCACAUACAUGUAGAAUUAGAAUUAAAAAUUAUUUGAUUAUACAAGAGUCAAGACAGAUGUCAGUUCAGGUAGUGUGGUGAGUCAACCAUGAUAUCCAGCAUCAGAAUGGGUUUUCUUGUUCAAAAGUUGGUAAUAAUAAGACAAUUAUUGUUGUGGUUUAACCAAGAUAAACAUGAAAUCUAAAGUGCUUUAAAGUAGAUUAUCAAACAGUAUUUGAAGUUUUAGCUCAAAAAGUAGAUAAUAUAUGUUUACCUAUUAUGUAUUUAGUUCACAUUAUAGUACAUAUACAACUACAAUGUAAGUCAUGUCAGAGUUAUUUCCCUUACCUCUAGCCUUUUCCAGAUAAAUACUUACCUCCUUUCAUAGAAAUAUUAUUUUACUGUAUCAAAAGAGAUCUAUGCUAAAACUAUAUAAUGCCUCUCUUUCUGUAUUAGAUAAUCUCUAUUUGCAUGCAAAGUUAUAGCCCAUACUUUUAAUUUUAAAUGCCACAUUGGCACUUGAUAAAUUAUGAAAUGGAAUAUUAACUUAAUUGUUUAAAGAAAGUGGUUAUAAAAUAUUUUGUCUUAGUGCUGAGAAAAUGGUUGCUGUUAUUAUUAUUGUUACAAAAUAGUCCCCAGGAUUUCUUCUUGCCUGAAAGGUGUUAGGAAAAAUAUUUCAUGGUUAAUCCUUUAUGCUAUUGUAUAAAAAAGGUUGUCUAUUGAAAGGCUUUAGACUUUUAAAUGGCAAAUAUUGAGAAGUGGAACAAUAAUCAAUAAGAACUGCCCACAUAUGUAUUUUAUAUUUCUAUGGUAAGCCCAAACCAGUCAAAUUUUGGGUCUAAGUACUGAUAAGUAGAUGUUUGGUUUUACUAUGAAAGUUAGGUAUUGAAAAAGUUUGUUGAGCUAAAUCGAUUUGAAAGACAACUUUAAAAAGAAAUAUAUGGGUCUGAAUUUGCAGGGCUACGGUUGCCUCAAAAAUCAUAUUUAUAGAUUGAAAGUUGAUGAGAUCAUUUGCUUUGAAGAUCUAGUUAACUUGACAUUCUUCAUCAACACAUCAAUCAACACAUCAACAAAUUAAGUUUCUCAACGUUCAUUAUUUAUAAAUAACAGCUUUAUGUAUUGACUUGUUAACUGUUUUAAAUCAUUCUAACUAUUUAGUUCAUUUACUUCAAAAUAUAUUCUCAUUUCUCAUCAACUGACAAAUCCAUGAAAUAUCCAUCCAUUUAAUUGCUUCAUAUUAGUUUCACUUUAUGAAGAGACUGCUUGAACUUAUUUUCAUUACUCUUUUCACCAAAAUAUUGAGUAUUGAUGGAUUUGUGAAAUCAAUGUUUGGUCUAAUCUUAAUCUUUUCAUGAAAUUGACAUUCUUUGAUUGCAAUAACUAUUGUUUCCUUUACAGAAAGAAGCAAUUUUAUAAAUAUAAUCCAGUCUCAAAGUAAAAAUAUACUGCUGUGAAUUUGACGUUUGAACAGAGAAUCAGAGAAUACACCGUUAUUCUAUAUCACAAACAAAAGACAAUUAGCUUGGGCUUAAGACUAUUUGGCUGACAUACUUACUUGGUUAAUUUACCAGUUCAACAGUGGAAAAGAAUGAUUGAGACUAGUAGGUGUGGCAGAUGGUAAAAUAAGUCUGCCAUCUUGUUCAUUAGCAGCCAAAAAAGUAAUUUGAUGAAAUGCAAAAUCAUAAUACAAUCUUUGAUGAAAUACAAAAAUACAAUCUUUGAUGAAAUACAAAAUUAUAUUUACAACAUUAAUUUUAUCCAUUUUCUUUAUUGUUAAUUUCCAUAUUUUGUUUUCAAAAUGGCUGAUAAGUUGUUAUUAGUGUAAUUAAAAGUUGUGUCGUAUUCCAAUCUCAUAUGACGAGUUAUUGAUAUGUUAUUCAUGUCUUUACAGCUCCAACCCAAAUCUGAGAUGUCUUGCACUGUGAAUAAGAUAAUAUCUGUAUUUUAUCAUAGAAUUCUUCUAAAAAAUAUUAAAGGCAAUAACUAUAAAUAUUGGCUAAAGUAUAUCAUUUGAAUGUGAAAUUUCUUAAUAUUGCCUUAAUUAUUUAGUCAUAUCUUGGAUGACCGUAACCCAUAUUAACCAUUAGAAAGAACUGUAGUUAAUUGAAGCUAUUUAUUUGUAGAUUUACUAUAUUAAAUGAUAAAAAGUAAAUAAUUUGUACAGAAUAUUAUAUUAAUGACGUAUUUAUAUUCUUCACCCAAACAACUCUUAACUUCUUCCAUAGAAAUAAUAAAAAAUAUGUCAAAAAAACAUGAA